GCUGGUCGAGCUGCUUCGUCUCUGCCAUCUUGCAUGGGUACCAUCUUCUACAAGACCACCAGAGUAUGACGCGAUAGGUUACUGCCACCAUGCUUUCAUCCCAAGCUCUCACACUCUCGAAGACUUCGGUCACCCCUGGUAGCUUACGAGCUUUACCAACUGUUCUCGCUCGAUCGGGUGGCUUGCCUCGACGUCCUCGUCCAUAUCAACAAGUUCGAGCCUUUCGUAUUGGUCUGUGGUCCUCAUACCUUGAUGCAAACUUCCAGAAAGAGUUCCGACGCCGUCAGCGAAUGGUGAAGCACAAAUAUAUCGAAGCAUUGAAUCGAAAGCUAUCAUGGGAUCGACACCUCCCCAUGCAUCUCAGGCACCUUCGACACUCCGGCUUAAAGAGCUUCAUGUGCAGCGCUUGGCGUGGACAAGAUUCUAGGCCUGGUGGAAGAUGGGUCAAUUCCGAGGAUUUGGAAUAUAUGAAUGAGAGGAAUACAGAAAAGAAAGAAAGAGGAAUUGAAGAUGUGGAACAAAACGCUCUCAAUCAUUUACUCGAUAACCACCACAAAUUCAUUCGUGCCAAAGCUCGCAUCUUUGGUCCUGGUUGGAGCACUUGUCACUCAACGUCUUGGGUCUCUCGACCAGCACAAGACUCAAACACUCCUCCAACAAACGACAUGUCUGAUUCUUCCACCGUAUAUGGAUCCGAGGGCUUUCGUAAACGCUUUCACGUGCGUGACUACCAAGAAGAAGAACAGACCGAGUAUGAGAUAGACCCAAUCACAAAUAGAAAGGUGCAGAAGGAGCCUAGCCAACCGACUAGCGACAGGAGCACAUCCACCGACAUCCCAGUGAAGACUUUCAAGGGAUACCGAUCGCAAUUCAAGACAUUUGAACCUCCAAACGCUCCACCGCGAGAUACCACGCCUCGGUCAGUAUCUAAGCAGACCACAGCACAGCAUCGUUCAAGUCAGCCGUACAGUCCAUCCUCGCAUCAACCGGAAAGUUUUACUACUCGGCCGCAUGACAAGGAGGUGGAUCAUUUGGCGAAAUACGACGAGAAGGUUGGCUUCAUGUCUGGUCGCCAGUAUGACACUGCCGAGAUGGACAUCGAUUAUUCUCAUCAACAAGGACUGAAACGCUAUGACGAAAAGCUCUCAAAGAAGACACCAACGAACGCCACAACGGAAAAUACUUCUCCUGGUCAGAAACAUGCCCAAGAUGGCCUCGAAGCUUAUGACGAGAAGGUCAAAAACCAAGUACGGCAAUUCUUUGCUUCUCCACACGAGGAGAUUGAGCAAGCCGAUCCUGUGAAACAGGCGAUCGACCGUUACAAUUCGUUCAAGGAAUUGGAUGCUUCACGGGUUGUGUAUCCCAACAAGACUAACACUGAAGACAAAAUCCUUGAAGCCAAGCGAGACUAUGAGCACUCUGCUUCUCGAAAGGCGUUCAUGCGGGAGCAGCAAGCAGACAAAUUGUUGAAGUCUAUCCAGAAUUAUGAAGAGAUCAUGUCUGCGGAGCGACUUAAAGGCCAUGUGAUGGGCCCCAUGGGACAUCAGCAUCUACACCCGCUCUUAAAAGCAAUCCGAGAAUAUGAGGCAUCGAUGGCGGACAAGAGAACAAAUCCACGGGAGGCAGCUGCAAAUGACAGGACGGAUCCUUUGCUUCGAGCAAUCCGCGAAUAUAAAGGUCUCGUCUCACGCACCGGCGAGUCAAACCCCGCUACCACAAAGCACCUCGAGAUGGAAGCUGUUGAUCCUCUUUUGAGUUCAAUAGAUGAGUAUGAGGAGUCGGUGUUGCAAUCAGGUGCUCAAAGCAGCAGUCAUGCUUCAACUGAUGAAUGCUUGAAGUCUUAUGAUGCCAAGGUCAAUUAUUAUCAAGGACCGCAGACCGAAGACUCAAGCAGGCGUGUGUGGUUCUCGACUAGAUUGGACCCGGCGAAGGCUCACUCAGAGGCGCUAAAAGAUCAGACCAAGGCAAGGUCCUCUAGUGUAGACGAAACGAGUACUCCGAAAAGCUGGGCUCAUCUUCCCCAAAGAAUUCGAGAUCUCUUUGCAAGAGAGGCAAAAUCCGAGGCCGAGGUUCUCGAUAGAGCCAAAGAUGAUGUGACAGAGGAUAUAUCCCGCCUAAACGCCCUUCGUACUGCUUCGGAUGUCCAAGAGCCAGGAGAGGCCGAAGAGGAGAAGACUGCAAGACGGAAGGCAUUGGAGCAUGAUUUUGAGACGGCACAUAUGGCCGAGGCGGACGCUAAUUUGUCUGCGGAACGUCUACGCGAACGCACGAUGCUUCUCAAAUCCGACCUUGAUGAGGCGAGGAAUGUCGAAGUCGUCAAAGAGUUGAAGCCAACAGGCACGCCAAAGAAGAUGACUGGUAACUUCGUCCGGGAUUUUCCUGAAGAGUUUCAAACUGCCUGGACUGCGUCGGAGGAAAGUUCUGGUGGCUUGACCCGCAAGAUACCAUCAGACCAGGAGGUAGAAUCAAGUGUUCAGGGCAGCGAACAAGCGUAUAUCAUUGGCUUGGGUGCCAAAGAAGCAUUUUCUCGCAACCCAGAUGUUGAGAGGAUUGAGCCGUCUCUGGAUCGUACUGUGUCUCGUAAUUCGAAGUCGAUUGCGGCUGAGAAAGAUAGGUCGCAUGUCGGGGUCGGCCCUGCAGAACAAGGAGAAGGAGAUAUAUCUGCUUCCGUGUCAGCAUAUGUUACUCCCAAGGACAACGAGACUAUGAACAUGGAUGCACAUACCACCAAAGCUCAGUUGCAGAAGGAGAAAAAUGCUCAGAAGGAGCUUGACAGAGAAUUAGUCCGUGAAGUCCGUAGGAUCUAUGAAGAUUCUUAUGGGACCAUAGACAGCAAGCAUAGGCAGGUUCCUUCGCCAGCCAAAGGGGAAAGUUCAGUCAGUAAAGAAGCUGCCGCACUGGAGGGUGCGACAGAGACGCCAGAGCCAGCCAUGUACAAGAUCUUGGCCUAUGAUCCUACAAUGCAAUCAAUCAGCUCGGCUGAGACGACGUCAGUCGUACCAGAUUCAUCUGGCCCAUUGACACCAGCAGAGGUCCUUUUGCGACUGUCAAAUCCUGCCAAGUUCUUCCCUCACUUCGAGCCACUUCGAUCGCAAGGCUACGAAAUAGUCUCUGGUAGUGGUGAUGUGCUUGUAUUCCGCAAGGUCCGUGAAGCUUCGCCGAUGAAACCCGAGAAAGAGUAUUCGGCAGCUGCAAAGGAGGACCAGAGCUCUCUUGAGCACAGGAAGAACGUCAUGAAUCCCAUUGACGGUAUGACUCGAGGCCCAAUUGCGGCAACAGGUGACUUCGCCAGCCCGACUGGUUUCGUCAAUCAUGAUAUUCCCAGAGGCUCAGAGCCGCCGUUCAAGUCCAAUAUUGAUGUUCGACGAGAAGAGCCUGUCUUCAGUGGCAAGCGUAACUGGGAGGAUAAUGAAGGCGGACGAAAGAAACGAGGUGCUGCAAAGACGGUGUUGAUUGGCGCUGGCUGGCUUGCAGCCUGUUCAUAUGCCAUUGGUGUUGUUUCCGAAUACUUCAAGACUGGAGGAGUCGAUGGUCAGGGACCUAAAGGAUUCUAAGAGCUGGAUCAAAAGCUUCUUGAUAUUGGAGA
Molecule: messenger RNA, 3586 nt
Organism: Mollisia scopiformis
Lineage: Eukaryota; Fungi; Ascomycota; Leotiomycetes; Helotiales; Mollisiaceae
Exons: 2
Coding region: 90-3554 (1154 amino acids)
Source: RefSeq, a predicted model, not a curated record